Molecule: messenger RNA, 618 nt
Organism: Brassica napus (rape)
Lineage: Eukaryota; Viridiplantae; Streptophyta; Magnoliopsida; Brassicales; Brassicaceae
Product: protein NRT1/ PTR FAMILY 2.3-like
Exons: 1
Coding region: 1-618 (205 amino acids)
Biological process (GO): transmembrane transport
Cellular component (GO): plasma membrane
Molecular function (GO): transmembrane transporter activity
Source: RefSeq, a predicted model, not a curated record
AUGGACCGUGGGCUUGGUCCUCACUUCAAAGUCCCGGCUGGCUCCCUCCAAGUCGUAAUAAUGACCUCUGCAUCCACCUUUAUCAUAAUGAACAACUGGCUUGUCUAUCCCAUGUACCAGAAGCUUACCAAGAAGCGGCUAACACCGCUUCGAAAAGUCGGGAUAGGCCAGGUGUUCACCAUCCUAAGCAUGGUAGUCUCUGCGGUUGUGGAAGCAAAGAGGCUGAAAACAGUUGAAAACAACGGACAUUCCAUGUCAGUGCUAUGGCUGUUUCCUCCUCUAGUUAUAGUGGGGAUAGGCGAGGCCUUCCAUUUUCCGGGAAAUAUUGAAUUGUUCUAUGGAGAAUUCCCAGAGUCUCUGAGGAACACCGCAACUUCAUUGACCUCACUGGUGAUUGGAAUCUCUUUCUAUCUGAGCACAGCUCUGAUAGAUCUGAUCCAAAGGACCACCAAGUGGUUACCAAAUGACAUUAACAGCGGAAGAGUUGACAAUGUUUACUGGGUUUUAGUCGUUGCCGGAGUCUUGAAUUUCGGAUAUUUUCUCGUCUGCUCUUGGUUCUACAAAUACAGAAAUCUCGGAGGUGACAAUGAACUAGAUCCUAAAGAUGUUUCAACCUAA